UGAAGCCUGUUGAGCAAUGGCGGGCAGCGCCGUGGAGGGGAGCGCCGUGCCGGUUAUCCCGGCCCCCUUGCAAGGGAGCGACUUCCUUAAGGCGUCCCACAUCCAGCUGGGGGCUGAGCGCGGGGUGCCGGGAGGCGCCCUUCGGCCGUUGUCUCACAUCCACUUUCCCCCGAUCUGGGGGUUUUACAGGCCGGCCCCGGCCCCACAACCCCCCAAAGGGCAGGUGCUGAGCCGGGCUCAGGAGGACAGCGGGGAAACCUGCUCGGAAACUCGCCUGGCUUAUCCAGAGAAGCCUCUCCAGCCAGUGACCCCAGCUCUGCCCCUGCAGCCGGGUGUCCGCAUGCACGCAGACCCCCGCAUCCGUGUCCUCAACUCGACCAUGAGGGACAGCUUCCCCUGGCCCCAUGGCUCCCUGCACAGACCCCCUCUGCCCACCGCCCAGAAAGACAACAUUCCUUGUGGAGACAGAGAGAAAAUAAAGCUCCCUCCGUCUGUUUACAGCCUCUCCUACCCAGCACCCGAGCUCCAGCCCCUGGUCAGGCCCUCACCCCAGGGAUGCUUCCCCACUAUUCCAAGGAGUGCACAGCCCUCUUACAACACUUCUUACCAAGAAGCAUUUAAGGGUGAAUGGAAUCCAACUACAAAGCCAGGUGAAAAGCACGUGUCUGCCAUUAAAUUUGGGGAUCCCAGAAUCAGUGACUCCAUCAGUGAGCAGAAAUACUCCUACGAUGCUCCCGAGAAGGGGUCGUACAGAGCCUAUGAUAAGGAACUUGCUGCCUCCCAGGUCCACCACACCAACCUGCAGCUGGGGGAUGGUUGCACCAGAUUCUCCACCUCGACAUCAGAGCAUUUCCCAGCACACAACCCAGAGCCUGUCACUAUUGUCCAUCCAGACAAAUACGCCUCAUCCAUCCCCAGAGGUGAUGAAGAUCCUGAGAGAAUUCAGGCCUUGGCAAGAACGACUACAACACAGCUCUCCUACCCCAAGCCUGACAGGUACAACCUCACACCAAAGCCACAGGGACAUCAAAGCAGCAUCUGCCUGGGUGACAAACACUCCUGUUUCUUCAGCACAACACAACAGGCAGACUACAGCCCCCCUGAGCAGAGCCAGAGGGUGACAGCAGACAGCAAGAGCCACCACGAGAGCCACAUCCCCUUCAACUACCACAACAAUGGUGAAGUCACCAUCCUGCAGGCGGGGAGGCACGAGUUCCCCUUCACCUUCCAGCUCCCUGAGACCCUGGCCACCUCCUUCGAGGGGAAGCACGGCAGUGUGCGCUACUGGGUGAAAGCCAAACUGCACAGACCCUGGGCAACAGUCAAGAAGGUGAAGAAGGAGUUCACAGUGAUUGAACCCAUCGACAUCAACACACCUGCACUGCUGGCUCCCCAGGCUGGUGCUAAGGAGAAACUUGCUCGUGCUUGGUACUGCAACCGUGGCCAGGUUUCUGUGACUGCCAAGAUUGACCGAAAAGGCUACACCCCAGGCGAGGUCAUCCCUAUCUUUGCUGAGAUCGACAACGGCACAAGCCGAGCGGUGGUGCCCAAGGCGGCCAUCGUCCAGACUCAGACCUUCAUCGCUCGGGGCACCAAGAAGCAGAAGAAAGCAGUGGUGACCACCAUUGUGGGUGACUCCAUCGCAGCUGGGAAGAGGGAAGUGUGGCACGGGCGGGCCCUGAAGAUCCCCCCAGUGGGUCCAUCUAUCCUCCAGUGCCGCAUCAUCCAGGUGGAAUAUUCCCUGAAGGUUUGUGUGGAUAUUCCUGGGACGUCCAAGCUGCUCCUUGAACUGCCACUUGUCAUUGGAACCAUCCCCCUCCAUCCCUUCGGGAGCCGCACAUCCAGCGUCAGCAGCCAGUACAGCGUCAACCUGGACUGGCUCAGCACCAUCCCGGAGCAGCCAGAGGCUCCUCCUGAAUACUCAGCAGUCGUGUCCAGCCCAGAGGCCGAGCAGAGCCUGGCCCCGCCGUGCCGCAGCGAACUCGGUGGCAUCCUGGAAGGUCCUUUCUUUGCCUACAUCCAGGAAUUUCGCUUCCGACCACCUCCUCUGUAUUCAGAGAUCGAUCCCAACCCCCCUUCAGCUGACAUCCGUCCGCGCUGCAUGACCUGUUGAGAGAAGAGCCUGGGAUGUGGUUGUCAGUGUGGUGACAUCCCCUUGGGAUAUCAGGGGUGACAUCCCCUUGGGAUGAAAGCUUUCACCCUUGCAGCACUUUGGGCUGGAAAUGGGUUCUAUGGUGGCUGCGAAGCUCCCGCAGUGCCGAGCCCCCCCGGCUCUGUCCACCGUGCUCAGCUCCUCUUGUGACUGUCCCACGGGUUGACACCCAGCUUGGUGUCAAGGACUUGUGCAUGGGAGGAGAAGAUGUGGGACCCCGUGGUGUGGAGCAGCUCUGCGUGUGCUUGGGCAGGAGGAGAAAGGUCAAGAACUGCCCCAGGGUUUCGGGGUACAAAGAGGAGGAGGUUUGUUCUCCCCUCACCCGCAGGAGCUGUGCUCUGGUCACUCCUGGAGUGGAAAACAGGAGCUUGGAGGUAUUUCUUGGAAUUUCUUGAGAAUAUUUUAAUCUGCUGGGGUUUGAGUCCUGUGGGGAGGCAGGUGCAGCCCUUCUGCUGCAGCAGCUCACCAGGAUUGCAGUUCCCUAAGGAAAUCAAAAGCUUUUUUCUGGCCAGAUGAAGCAGGGACUUCAUCCACUGCUGAUAACCUUUGCCACGAGCCUGGUGAUGCCUCCAGGGGGAAUGAUUUGGGGUAGUGUACCAAAACUCAGGGCUCCCUUGGGCUGUUUUAAGGGCCGAGGACUUGGGGAAUGGAUUUAUGAGCCCACAGCAGCAUUUUGGUGCUAUUUACCAAGAACAAGAAAGCUGAUUCCUGUGUGUCAGCACCAAACCUGCCCAAUGUGCUGAGGUGUCCACCACAAUGAGGCUGAAAACCCUUACCCCCAGCUUCAUGGUACUGCCACAGGGGGUUGGAACUGUGGGUCUGGCAUCUCCUUGGUGGCCAAGGAGAUGGGAAGGAAGCCUGUUCAGAGGCUGGUGGCUUCCACAAAUGCUGAUGGGAGAUGUGGAGUUGAAAUGGAGUCCGUCAGGGUCAGGAGUCCAGCAUGGGCUUGCUCCUUAACCCCUAGAGGAGUCAGUGGCCUCAGUGUGGUGGUGACACAGCAGCAACCUGUGCUCACUGGGGUGGGAACCAGUGAGCUGGGUGUUGGAGCAAGGACUGCUUGAGCAUGCCAGGGGCUCUGCAGAAUUUGGGUGCUGAGGACCUUUGCAUUCCCUCACUGAGCAAACCCUCCCCAGGUGUGACCAAAGCCGAGACCGUAGAGUCCACGCUGGGGCCGUGCUCCCUGGGGGUUGCUCAGAUGAUUUUUGGUUUUAUUUUAUUUUUUGUAUUUGUGAACACUUUUGUAACGACCACUCUUGUCUCUGAUGAGUCUUUUUGUACCACUUUUUGUUGGGGAACUUUUGUUGGAAAUAAAUUCUUUCAACCCAG
Messenger RNA from Calypte anna (Anna's hummingbird), 3478 nucleotides. RefSeq names its product arrestin domain containing 2 (gene ARRDC2). The record is from RefSeq and is a predicted model, not a curated record. Gene Ontology annotation, biological process: protein transport. NCBI's taxonomy places the organism in Eukaryota, Metazoa, Chordata, Aves, Apodiformes, Trochilidae. Gene Ontology annotation, cellular component: cytoplasm; plasma membrane. The transcript is spliced from 13 exons. The coding region runs from base 17 to 2113 and encodes 698 amino acids.